Messenger RNA from Coregonus sp. 'balchen', 14153 nucleotides. The record is from the annotation of a GenBank genome assembly. Lineage: Eukaryota; Metazoa; Chordata; Actinopteri; Salmoniformes; Salmonidae.
GGACGGACUUCCAGUGCUACACUCACAUAAUCCCGGUGAAGAACGAGGAAGGCGUAGUGAUGUUGUUCAUUCUAAACUUUGAUUACGUACUUGAGGAAGGAAGCAGCGACUCGACAGAGAAGCUGAAUCACUCAUCCCCGGAAAGAACUGAUUCCAGUGAGUAUCCAGAUUCCUGCCCUGUAUAUGUCUGCUGGUAAUGUGGUGUUACCUUUGUUUUGUACUGAAAUGUAAUGUUUCAUCCCAAAUGGCACCCUAUUUCCUAUAUAAUUCACUACAUUUGACCCUGGUCAAAAGUAGUGCACUAUAUAGGGAAUAGGGUUCCAUUUAGGACACAGCCUAUGUAAUGAUGUAAGACUGCAGCUAGAUCAGAGGAAGCUCAUCCCAUUGGAAGUCCUAACUGACUUUCCAGUCCACUAAUAGAAGUGCCUUCCUUCCAGUUCCCAAAGACACACUCCUCUUCAAUAGAAGGGCAAUUGCACAUAUGGAUUCUACUAAUUGUGAUUAUUCAUUCUAUCCUCAUCUACAUCUGCAAGAGGCUAAUUAAGCAAAUCAGAGAGAUUCAAAUCCAAAUUCCUGGAACAAAUGUAGCUUAAAGAAACUGUCCAGUGUUUCCAGAUUUUAUGACAUAUGACCUAUAAUUAAUAACAAUAUGAGUGAAAUAGUUUUCUUUAAAAAAAAUUGUAAUUAUGUACAGUGCCAGUCAAAAGUUUGGACACACCUACUCAUUCAAGGGUUUUUCGUUAUUAUUACUAUUUUCUACAUUGAACCUAUGUUAUACAUUUCUUACCUCCUGUUUUAGGAACUGAGAACUGCUCCUAUAUAUAGGACCUUCCACCCCCAACUGGGAUAUGGAUGCCUGAUGAAGACCUAAGGGUCGAAACGUUGUUAUAAAUAAAUAUCACCUGGGAGGAUGAGCAGCAUUGUGCAGCGUUUUCCUUUCUGUUUUUCAUGAAUUUGCCUACAACUCCAGCACCUGCGGAAAGUACCUGGAUGUGCCUAUGUCCUUCAGCUUUUGUAGAAUGAUAGUGAAGACAUCAAAACUAUUAAAUAACACAUAUGGAAUCAUGUAGUAACCAAAAAAGUGUUAAACAAAUCAAAAUAUAUUUAAUAUUUUAGAUUCUUCAAAGUAGCCACCCGUUGCCUUGAUGACAGCUUUGCACACUCUUGGCAUUCUCUCAACCAGCUUCACCUGAAUGCUUUUCCAACAGUCUUGAACGAGUUCCCACAUAUGCUGAGCACUUGUUGGCUGCUUUUCCUUCACCAUGAAGGCCUGAUUUACGCAGCCUCCUCUGAACAGUUGAUGUUGAGAUGUGUCUGUUACUUGAACUCUGUGAAGCAUUUAUUUGGGCAGCAAUCUGAGGCUGGUAACUCUAAUGAAUUUAUCCUCUGCAGCAGAGGUAACUCUGGGUCUUCCUUUCCUGUGGUGGUCCUCAUGAGAGCCAGUUUCAUCAUAGCGCUUGAUGGUUUUUGCGACUGCACUUGAAGAAACGUUCAAAGUUCUUGAAAUGUUCCGUAUUGACUGACCUUCAUGUCUUAAAGUAAUGAUGGACUGUCGUUUCUGUUUGCUUAUUUGAUCUGUUCUUGCCAUAAUAUGGACUUGAUAUUUUACCAAAUAGGGCUAUCUUCUGUAUACCACCCCUACCUUGUCACAACACAAUUGAUUUGCUGAAACGCAUUAAGCAGGAAAGAAAUUCCACAAAUUAACUUUUAACAAGACACACCUGUUAAUUGAAAUGCAUUCCAGGUGACUACCUCAUGAAGCUGGUUGAGAGAAUGCCAAGAGUGUGCAAAGCUGUCAUCAAGGCAAAGGGGGGCUACUUUGAAGAAUCUAAAAUCUAAAAUAUAUUUUAGAUUUGUCUAACACUUUUUUGGUUACAUGAUUCCAUGUGUUAUUUCAUAAUUUUGAUGUCUUCACUAUUAUUCUACAAUGUAGAAAAUGGUAAACAUAAAGAAAAACACUUGAAUGAGUAGGUGUGUCCAAAGUUUUGACUGGUACUGUAUGUUAAAAAUAAGCUUUUAUGUGUCUGAAUGUUGUGGGCAUAUACAGUGGGGGAAAAAAAGUAUUUAGUCAGCCACCAAUUGUGCAAGUUCUCCCACUUAAAAAGAUGAGAGAGGCCUGUAAUUUUCAUCAUAGGUACACGUCAACUAUGACAGACAUAAUGAGAAAAAAUCCAGAAAAUCACAUUGUAGGAUUUUUAAUGAAUUUAUUUGCAAAUUAUGGUGGAAAAUAUGUAUUUGGUCAAUAACAAAAGUUUCUCAAUACUUUGUUAUAUACCAGGUCAAACGUUUUCUGUAAGUCUUCACAAGGUGUUCACACACUGUUGCUGGUAUUUUGGCCCAUUCCUCCAUGCAGAUCUCCUCUAGAGCAGUGAUGUUUUGGGGCUGUCGCUGGGCAACACGGACUUUCAACUCCCUUCAAAGAUUUUCUAUGGGGUUGAGAUCUGGAGACUGGCUAGGCCACUCCAGGACCUUGAAAUGCUUCUUACGAAGCCACUCCUUCGUUGCCCGGGCGGUGUGUUUGGGAUCAUUGUCAUGCUGAAAGACCCAGCCACGUUUCAUCUUCAAUGCCCUUGCUGAUGGAAGGAGGUUUUCACUCAAAAUCUCACGAUACAUGGCCCCAUUCAUUCUUUCCUUUACACGGAUCAGUCGUCCUGGUCCCUUUGUAGAAAAACAGCCCCAAAGCAUGAUGUUUCCACCCCCAUGCUUCACAGUAGGUAUGGUGUUCUUUGGAUGCAACUCAGCAUUCUUUGUCCUCCAAACACGACGAGUUGAGUUUUUACCAGAAAGUUCUAUUUUGGUUUCAUCUGACCAUAUGACAUUCUCCCAAUCCUCUUCUGGAUCAUCCAAAUGCACUCUAGCAAACUUCAGACGGGCCUGGACAUGUACUGGCUUAAGCAGGGGGACACGUCUCGCACUGCAGGAUUUGAGUCCCUGGCGGCGUAGUGUGUUACUGAUGGUAGGCUUUGUUACUUUGGUUCCAGCUCUCUGCAGGUCAUUCACUAGGUCCCCCUGUGUGGUUCUGGGAUUUUUGCUCACCGUUCUUGUAAUCAUUUUGACCCCACGGGGUGAGAUCUUGCGUGGAGCCCCAGAUCGAGGGAGAUUAUCAGUGGUCUUGUAUGUCUUCCAUUUCCUAAAAAUUUCUCCCACAGUUGAUUUCUUCAAACCAAGCUGCUUACCUAUUGCAGAUUCAGUCUUCCCAGCCUGGUGCAGGUCUACAAUUUUGUUUCUGGUGUCCUUUGACAGCUCUUUGGUCUUGGCCAUAGUGGAGUUUGGAGUGUGACUGUUUGAGGUUGUGGACAGGUGUCUUUUAUACUGAUAACAAGUUCAAGCAGGUGCCAUUAAUACAGGUAACGAGUGGAGGACAGAGGAGCCUCUUAAAGGAGAAGUUACAGGUCUGUGAGAGCCAGAAAUCUUGCUUGUUUGUAGAUGAUCAAAUACUUAUUUUCCACCAUAAUUUGCAAAUAAAUUCAUAAAAAAUCCUACAAUGUGAUUUUCAGGAUUUUUUUCCCCUCAUUAUGUCUGUCAUAGUUGACGUGUACCCAUGAUGAAAAUUACAGGCCUCUCUCAUCUUUUUAAGUGGGAGAACUUGCACAAUUGGUGGCUGACUAAAUACUUUUUUCCCCCACUGUAUAUCGCUCAUAAAAAAUAUUCAUGCGAGUACACUGCUGAUUGGCCAGCUCAGCCAAUGAGCCAACAUUACAUCAUGUUCGAUGUCGGAAAUAGCAAGCAUUUUUUAAACAGUCUGUUUGAGAUACAAGUUUGAGGUGUUUGUUUUUAAAGUGUUUUCACCAAUUUAUGGUUUGGUCACAAAUAUGAGUAUAGGACGAGUCAACAACAUGAUUUGGGUAUGAGUUAACAGAAUAUUAACUUUUAAAAGUGAUGUUCACUGGACAGUUACUUUAACAUCUGAAAGACAGAUCACUAGAUUGUGUUUCUCUUCACAAGUCAACUGAAUAGAAAUCUGAACCUAAUAGAUAAUGGGCUGUUUUUCUAUCUAUCUAUAUAUACAGUGGGGAGAACAAGUAUUUGAUACACUGCCGAUUUUGCAGAUUUUCCUACUUACAAAGCAUGUAGAGGUCUGUAAUUUUUAUCAUAGGUACACUUCAACUGGGAGAGACGGAAUCUAAAACAAAAAUCCAGAAAAUCACAUUGUAUGAUUUUUAAGUAAUUAAUUUGCAUUUUAUUGCAUGACAUAAGUAUUUGAUACAUCAGAAAAGCAGAACUCAAUAUUUGGUACAGAAACCUUUGUUUGCAAUUACAGAGAUCAUACGUUUCCUGUAGGUCUUGACCAGGUUUGCACACACUGCAGCAGGACUUUUGGCCCACUCCUCCAUACAGACCUUCUCCAGAUCCUUCAGGUUUCGGGGCUGUCGCUGGGCAAUACGGACUUUCAGCUCCCUCCAAAGAUUUUCUAUUGGGUUCAGGUCUGGAGACUGGCUAGGCCACUCCAGGACCUUGAGAUGCUUCUUACGGAGCCACUCCUUAGUUGCCCUGGCUGUGUGUUUCGGGUCGUUGUCAUGCUGGAAGACCCAGCCACGACCCAUCUUCAAUGCUCUUACUGAGGGAAGGAGGUUGUUGGCCAAGAUUUCGCGAUACAUGGCCCCAUCCAUCCUCCCCUCAAUACGGUGCAGUCGUCCUGUCCCCUUUGCAGAAAAGCAUCCCCAAAGAAUGAUGUUUCCACCUCCAUGCUUCACCUCCAUGCUUCACGGUUGGGAUGGUGUUCUUGGGGUUGUACUUCUUCUUCCUCCAAACACGGCGAGUGGAGUUUAGACCAAAAAGCUAUAUUUUUGUCUCAUCAGACCACAUUACCUUCUCCAAUUCCUCCUCUGGAUCAUCCAGAUGGUCAUUGGCAAACUUCAGAAGGGCCUGGACAUGCGCUGGCUUUAGCAGGGGGACCUUGCGUGCGCUGCAGGAUUUUAAUCCAUGACGGCGUAGUGUGUUACUAAUGGUUUUCUUUGAGACUUUGGUCCCAGCUCUCUUCAGGUCAUUGACCAGGUCCUGCCGUGUAGUUCUGGGCUGAUCCCUCACCUUCCUCAUGAUCAUUGAUGCCCCACGAGGAGAGAUAUUGCAUGGAGCCCCAGACCGAGGGUGAUUGACAGUCAUCUUGAACUUCUUCCAUUUUCUAAUAAUUGCGCCAACAGUUGUUGCCUUCUCACCAAGCUGCUUGCCUAUUGUACUGUAGCCCAUCCCAGCCUUGUGCAGGUCUACAAUUUUAUCCCUGAUGUGCUUACACAGCUCUCUGGUCUUGGCCAUUGUGGAGAGGUUGGCGUCUGUUUGAUUGAGUGUGUGGACAGGUGUCUUUUAUACAGGUAACGAGUUCAAACAGGUGCAGUUAAUACAGGUAAUGAGUGGAGAACAGGAGUGCUUCUUAAAGAAAAACUAACAGGUCUGUGAGAGCCGGAAUUCUUACUGGUUGGUAGGUGAUCAAAUACUUAUGUCAUGCAAUAAAAUGCAAAUUAAUUACUUAAAAAUCAUACAAUGUGAUUUUCUGGAUUUUUGUUUUAGAUUCCGUCUCUCACAUUUGAAGUGUACCUAUGAUAAAAAUUACAGACCUCUACAUGCUUUGUAAGUAGGAAAACCUGCAAAAUCGGCAGUGUAUCAAAUACUUGUUCUCCCCACUGUAUAUAUAUAUAUAUAUAUAUUCAGCUGCUUCCAUAGGAUGAAUGGAUACAGAUGCCUUUUUACCGGCGGGAGAGCUUUUGCAUGGCCUUUUUUAUUCCACAAUUUAUUUGGCCUCUGUCAUUGUGGAAUAUUGGCAUCUCUUUAUUUUGCUUCAGCUGUGCUUAUUUUUAGAUGAGAACAAAGCAGUGGUAUUUGAACUGGGGGCCGUGUCUCUUUACCAUCUUCUCCACUGCUGUGUGUCAGAGGGUGUAAAUGUCAACAAGACAUCUCUGCUUGCUCCUGAUUUGGAGGUGCCGAGCAUCUCCUCUCACUGAGCAAGGCAGAGCCAUCCGCACGUUCAGCAUGAAUCCUGAACACUGCACUGCACCCAAGGCGGUGGGGGUUGUGUGCGUGUCCUCUGUGUGUGUCGUGUGCGUGUUGUGGGUGUCAUCUGUGUGUGCAUCAUCUGUGUGUGUGUUAGUGUGUGUGUGUGUUCAUAACGCCACUGAUCAGAGCUGAUUGCUUGCUUUCAUGCUAAAGGUCUUCACUGAGGGGAACAAACGCCACAGAAGGAAGGGACAGAUAAGCAUCUGGUGUGAUCGAUCAGCAGAUUCCUCACCACAAGCACACUUAUGACCAGUGCUUUAUCCAUUUUAUGCAUAGGCUUGCUGUUAUUGGCCUCAUAUAAAUAUGCUUUCCUUGCAAAGUGAUUUUGGGGGCAAUGGGGAACUAAUUAUGAGCCUAUGCAUACUGUCUCCAGGUAUCAUAGCAACUAGCACAAUAGUACGAGCAAAGGAGAGAAUAAUCCCUUCUUCACAGUCUGCACACAGAACCCCCUUCUCAGCAUUUUCAAGAUGCCAUCAAGACCUGAGCAAAUAGAAGUAAAAAAUUACCAGGAAAAGUGAUGCGUUGGACCGUAUGAAAAUGAAUCUUUCCUCAAUGCUAUUUAUAAGGAAAUGACGGUGGUAUAGAUUCACAUAAAAUACAAUACAUUAUUUGAAUUUAGGACUUAAUUGUCAGCUAAAUUCACUGGGUGCAACCAAGAGCUUUUCUUCCUCUUUGAACCAUUUAAUUCUAAUUUCAUACAGAGUUAUUGCGACGGAUUAAUAGCUGCUGUAUGAAAUGGAAAAUGAAUGUGUUUAGAGCAAAUGACGCCUAGAAGGCUUAGUGGUAUAAUAGAGAAAGAGUACCACAUGCUCUCUCUUUCUUCCCAAUGGAAAUAAAUACUGUACAGUAGUGGGGAUGAAACUAAAAGCAUAUUCUAAAUUUAAUUCCCUGUCUUCUUGCUUCUGUAUUGCUUCUAUAUCCUGUUCCUUUGACAUUUCUACAAAACACACAGGAACUGUGUUCUACAUAAGUACAUUUUGACAUAAGCAGGAGUAAAAUACUAAAACAGCCAUUAUUAAUUCAGAAGGCUCAGUGAGGAUCAAGUGCUCUCUGCCCUACCAUUCAUAAAUCAACAGCUUCUAUCUGCAUUCAUACAAAGCAUGUGUCAGAGCUCGUGAAGGAGGCCUUGUCUGGUGAUGCUGGGUUUACAGCUUGAUGUCAUUUGCAUACAGAUUAAACCAGUGAGAGGAGGAAAGCAGCAAUAAAUCCAUUAGGCUACUACAAAAAAACUGUAUGUAGGCUUGCAAAAUGUUGGUAACUUUCCCACAUUUCUUUCCCCAAUAUCCUGUUUGGAGGAUUCCGGAUUUCCUUCUUAUUUCCUGCUGAUUCCGGGAAUCUUCCAUCUGGGAUUUCAUGAAAUUUUCGAAAAGCUACCAGAACUUUGCAACCCUAACUUUAUACUUCUGGAACUUGGAGUUCACCUGAAACAAGCAGCCCUCUACUUUCCUCUGGCAUCUCAGAUUAUUGUAAAUCAAUACACCUACUGUGAUGAGGUGAUGUUGAAGGAGUCAGGCGCAGGAGGGUAAAUCACAGAAUAACAGGCUGUAUUCCGCAAAUACAGGGUUACACAGAAAUGCGUCAAACACUCUAGUGCGCAAAACAAGCGCACUGGAAAAUACAAGGCACACAGGGAAGUAUCCCGGCGAUACAAAAUACACGGAGCUCCACCGAGCUUCACUAUCCUCCACAAUAAACAAUCACACACAAAGACAAGGGGGCAGAGGGAACACUUAUACAGGUACUGAUGAGGGGAUAUGAACCAGGUGUGUGUAAUAAACAAGACAAAACAAAUGGAAUGAUGAGAUGAGGAGCGGCAGUGGCUAGAAGGCCGGUGACGACGAACGCCGAAGCUUGCCCGAACAAGGAGAGGUGGCAGCUUCGGAGGAAGUCGUGACACCUACAGUAGAGACGCUGAGGCAUCUAUUCCUAUGUCCAUAAAGAAGGCAGGUCAAAAUUGCAGAUUUUCUGCCAUUAGGGGCUAUUUCAGUGGCCUGUCCAGGGGCCCUGUUGAGUGUGAUGGCUUUAUUGUGUAUUAGGGUUGUAACAUAAGCAAAUGUGGUUGGGGAAUGGAAACAGAUGGCAGUGACAUGAUGCAAGGAGGGUGCUGAACGAUGGCUGCCUCAUAUUUAUGAGUGAGCCUGGGGCUCACUUUCACCCCUUCUAUUGUUAAUGAACCCAAACUACAGUUCCCUCACCGUUUUUAUAUGUGCCUGUGUGUCCACUCUGAAGACUUUACUGGACAGUGGACACACAUGAGAUACUGGACACACCAUCUCAGUUAAAUUAAGGAAGGAGAUUCAUUUUACGUUGUGUUUCCACUUAUAACCUUGAACGCGAUAUGAUACAUUAUGAUACGCUGCGGCGUACGCCAAUAGAUAGUGCCCAUUUAUCAAAGUUUAAUUUCUUAAUCAUCAAAUAAGAAAGAACACUAUGACAGGCGUAACAGCAGUAUACACACUAUGCACCGAGGGGUAAUGGGGCGAUCAAGGUUAUUCAGUCACGUACCAUUAAAUGCCAUUGGAUUAGAGGUCGAUUCUCCUGCUUUCUGCUUUCUCUGUUUGAUCAUGAACACAUAAGGUAAUCCAAUUAUAGAAUUCCACACAAUCAGAGAAAUGAAAGUGCACCUUCCAGCUCAAAGAACAGUAAUGACAUUUGCAUUCAUUGAAAAUGUGACUGAAUUGACUAAAGAGUUGUUGCUAUUGCUAUGCUUUAGAUCUUUUACAUUUUAUGUUAUACAGUCAAAAUCAUAAUUUCUCAUCAUUUAAUCAUUUGAUUGUUUAAUGCAGGAAUAAACACGUCCAACAUUUUCUGUUGUUUAGGAAAGGGACGAUUCUUCAGAUUCCGCCAGGCUGCCUUGAGUCUGGUCUCCAACAAACAGUCUCUUCCACAAGAAGACCCAGAUGCCGUCAUGGUGGACUCCCUCUCCCCCAAACAGAACGAGGACUCAGUGGCUCUGACCAACUUCCAGUCGCCCCUGACCGAGGACAACUGCAGCCCCACCGAUGCCAACGACACACGGGCCCUCAUCAGCUCCAGCCACCAGUCCUCCCAGGCCAGUGUGCAUGAACCCGGACCCCUGGACCACUCCUCACCCAAGCAGCACCCGUGGGACAGGCUGUACCAGACGGAGGCGCACCAGUCCACCACCUGCCUGGCUCACACCAUCUCCAGAGGCAGCAUCAGCAGGAGCAGCAUGAGGCGAGCCUCCUCCGUCCACGACAUAGAAGGCUUCAGUAACUCCAAGAGCAUAUUCAGGGACCGACACGCGAGUGAAGGUAAAGUAGGAGGAUGAAAUGUCUAACGAAAGCUUUGUGGUCCCUAGAUUUCGAAUGGGGACAGAGCUAUUAUCAUCUUUGUGUCCUGUGAGAGCUCCUUGCUCAGGAAUUGUGUAUUAUAGUAUACUAUUACAGAUCUAUGCCAGCAUUAUUUGCAUCCACACUAUUUCUGUCUUCUCUCUUCCUCUCACCACUAUGACGCUGCUUUUAGACAAUGGUCGCUAUAUCAGAGGUAACGAUGUGUUCCCUGACCAUGCUUGUCGUGCAUUGGACUGUUUGAAGCAUGUAUCCCAAUCAAGCCAAUUGACCACAAUGAGUGAUGAUGAUUUCUCCCUGAAAUUCUACUCUCAAUGAAGUGCUGCACUUGAGAAUGUGUUAUGACUGAGACAGUUGAGUGCUUUUGUCAUGUCAGCUAUUUUAAAUGUCUUUAGAUGAUUGAUCAACACCUCCUGAAUGAAAGCCUGCUGCCUCCACUGAGUGCUAAUAUUGCCAUCCCCACCCAACCCAACACCUGCAUGAAAGAAAGCUAUUUUGCUUUCUUGGGGGGGAAUCAGUGGUCACUAUGCUCUGUCUGCUUCCCAUGAGUUUCCCUGAUCACCAACGCCAACCAUCAUCAAAUAUGUGAUGUUUGGCUAACUGCUACAGCUUUGACCUCUGUCCACGUACUACACUGCUCAAAAAUUAAAGGGAACACUAAAAUAACACAUCCUAGAUCUGAAUGAAUGAAAUAAUCUUAUUAAAUACUUUUUUCUUUACAUAGUUGAAUGUGCUGACAACAAAAUCACACAAAAAUUAUCAAUGGAAAUCAAAUGUAUCAACUCAUGGAGGUCUGGAUUUGGAGUCACCCUCAAAAUUAAAGUGGAAAACCACACUACAGGCUGAUCCAACUUUGAUGUAAUGUCCUUAAAACAAGUCAAAAUGAGGCUCAGUAGUGUGUGUGGCCUCCACGUGCCUGUAUGACCUCCCUACAACACCUGGGCAUGCUCCUGAUGAGGUGGCGGAUGGUCUCCUGAGGGAUCUCCUCCCAGACCUGGACUAAAGCAUCCGCCAACUCCUGGACAGUCUGUGGUGCAACGUGGCGUUGGUGGAUGGAGCGAGACAUGAUGUCCCAGAUGUGCUCAAUUGGAUUCAGGUCUGGGGAACGGGCGGGCCAGUCCAUAGCAUCAAUGCCUUCCUCUUGCAGGAACUGCUGACACACUCCAGCCACAUGAGGUCUAGCAUUGUCUUGCAUUAGGAGGAACCCAGGGCCAACCGCACCAGCAUAUGGUCUCACAAGGGGUCUGAGGAUCUCAUCUCGGUACCUAAUGGCAGUCAGGCUACCUCUGGCGAGCACAUGGAGGGCUGUGCGGCCCCCCAAAGAAAUGCCACCCCACACCAUGACUGACCCACCGCCAAACCGGUCAUGCUGGAGGAUGUUGCAGGCAGCAGAACGUUCUCCACGGCAUCUCCAGACUCUGUCACGUCUGUCACAUGUGCUCAGUGUGAACCUGCUUUCAUCUGUGAAGAGCACAGGGCGCCAGUGGAGAAUUUGCCAAUCUUGGUGUUCUUUGGCAAAUGCCAAACGUCCUGCACGGUGUUGGGCUGUAAGCACAACCCCCACCUGUGGACGUCGGGCCCUCAUACCACCCUCAUGGAGUCUGUUUCUGACCGUUUGAGCAGACACAUGCACAUUUGUGGCCUGCUGGAGGUCAUUUUGCAGGGCUCUGGCAGUGUUCCUCCUGCUCCUCCUUGCACAAAGGCGGAGGUAGCAGUCCUGCUGCUGGGUUGUUGCCCUCCUACGGCCUCCUCCACGUCUCCUGAUGUACUGGCCUGUCUCCUGGUAGCGCCUCCAUGCUCUGGACACUAUGCUGACAGACACAGCAAACCUUCUUGCCACAGCUCGCAUUGAUGUGCCAUCCUGGAUGAGCUGCACUACCUGAGCCACUUGUGUGGGUUGUAGACUCAGUCUCAUGCUACCACUAGAGUGAAAGCACCGCCAGCAUUCAAAAGUGACCAAAACAUCAGCCAGGAAGCAUAGGAACUGAGAAGUGGUCUGUGGUCACCACCUGCAAAACCAGUCCUUUAUUGGGGGUGUCUUGCUAAUUGCCUAUAAUUUCCACCUGUUGUCUAUUCCAUUUGCACAACAGCAUGUGAAAUGUAUUGUCAAUCAGUGUUGCUUCCUAAGUGGACAGUUUGAUUUCACAGAAGUGUGAUUGACUUGGAGUUACAUUGUGUUGUUUAAGUGUUCCCUUUAUUUUUUUGAGCAGUGUACUACAUGUCCUUUACUAGAGCUAUGCUAUACUGUAUUACCAUCUCUCGACAGUAAAUUCCUUUGCGUUGUCUUUAUGUUCCAGGUCCGUUCAAUCAUCUCAAGUCCAGUUUGCUGGGCUCCACCUCUGAAUCCAACAUCAACAAGUACAGCACCAUUAACAAGAUCCCGCUGAUUGCGCUCAACUUCACGGAGCGGAAUAAUGACAAUAAGGCACACUCUCCCCCAUCGUCAGAAAACACUAUCAUAGCACCCAAGGUCAAGGACAGAACGCACAACGUCACUGAAAAAGUCACACAGGUGAGACAAUUGGCUGUCUGGAAAGCACAUUUGACUGUUGUAACAUUAGUUGGAAUAAUCACGUUAAAAUAUAUUUUUUCAUACAACCUUCAUGUUACAUUAUGCGUACGAGCCACAAAAUAAGACAUUUACCAAAUUAAUGCCAGACACAUUGCUGCCUAUAUUAUUCAUUAUGUUUGCACUAAUAGCUGCUUUUGAAUCCUAUGUUUCCACACUGUUUAAUUCCUUCUAGGCUGAAUGACAUUGGUACUAAUGCAAUGAAAUGACAUGUGAUUCAAUAUAAUAUGUCAUUUAGCAGACGCUCUUAUCCAGAGCGACUUACAGCAGCAAUUAGGGUUAAGUGCCUUGCUCAAGGGCACAUCGACAGAUUUUUCACCUAGUCGGCUCGGGGAUUAGAACCAGCGACCUUUCGGUUACUGGCACAACGCUCUUAACCACUAAGCUACCUGCCACCACUAAGCUACCUGCCGCCGCUACCUGCCGCCCCAAUGAAUUGGAGAAACAAUCUCAUCAAUUAAUAGUCAUAAGUCGCUCUGGAUAAGAGCGUCUGCUAAAUGACCAAUUAUUAUUUUUUAUUUUUUAUUUUAUACCGGUGUGACGUUUGCUCUGUAGAAAAACAAGUCCAGCAGUGUAAUACAGUAUGUAGUAGAAGCUCUCCUGCUUGUUCCUACGACAACUAAGCGCUGUAUAGUGACUGUCCUCUAAUUAACGUCAGUGUCAAACCUCAGCACAGGCUGUAGGGUAGAAGACCAAGCUUUCCCAUACAAUCGGACCUUCUUUGACAGGCGAAAACAGAGCACUCCUCCUGACAAUGACAAUCUAUAGAAGGGACAAGCCAUUCUCACUCAUAAAUACAGCCAUCAUCCUACUGAACUCUCUGAAUUUUCUUGGUUGCACUACCUUGAAUUAGCCAUUCGAUGUGUUUUUCACAUUAGAUACGGUGCCUGUCGAGAUGAAUGGAAGAAUCCAUAAUUCAUCUUGUAGAUGUGCUGAGGCAACAUAAAACAAAGCCCUCUGUCCUCAUCAUUUCUCCAGCACUAUUUAUCAGCAGAUAGGUCUCUCUUUGCAGCCUGUCAGAGCUCAUUACGAUCCAGAGCAGAGGAAAGCCACAUACUUACUGGCCAUUAGAUUACAACAUUGCUUAGAUAGCCAUAAUAAGCCACAGAGUCAGAGUCCAACCAUGGAGAGAAGCCAACCGAGAUGUUAAAGAAGCUGUUGAGCAAUGGACACUGUCUGUUGUAUCUCUACCAUUGUUAUGAAUAGAGCACUGCAAAUGUAAAAAACAUUUGCAAAAUGUAGUAUUUUCAAAAGAUAUACUGCUAGGAUACGUAACCUGAUUAUCGUCCCUCAAUUCUAUCAUUAAAUCAAAUUGCAUUUUCAAAAUGAGCUACCCCAAAGAAUCUAUACAUGAAUUUACUACCAGAAUGUUAGAUGGUAAGGCAGUGAUUCUGUAGCCUGGUUGCUGUCUCUGUUCGGCAAUUACAUUCCACUCCUUGUAAUUUGCCAAAGACAGGAGUGGAAUGUUAGCUAAAAAGACUGGUACCCAGACUUGUGAUCCUGUGGAACACCUCUGAUAUUGGAAAUCAUAUUAUUCACAUCCCAAGACGGAGGCAAUCGUCCUGUCUGUCAAAUGAGAGGAGAGGACUUGUCCUAAUAGAGUUGGACUGUGCAGCACUUACUCUCAGGUUAGCUGAAUCAUAGCGGCUGUCAAGUCCUUGAGCCAGGAACAUUACCUGGAUUGCUCCGGCAAUAGCCAGCUACUGAGAUAAGGGAGUUAAAAGCUGCCUCGGAUUGAUGAUUACAUUGCCACUCAGAGAAACGUUUGACACUCAAAUCUACAGUGUAAACUUUCUUUGUCAGAAUUUAUUUUAAUUAGUGCUCUUAGUGAUUGCUGUCCCCUCUUCUCUCUGCUACUACAGGUACUGUCACUGGGUGCUGAUGUCCUUCCAGAAUACAAGCUCCAGACUCCACGCAUGGACAGAUUCACCAUCCUCCACUACAGCCCAUUCAAAGCUAUGUGGGACUGGCUCAUCCUGCUGCUGGUCAUCUAUACAGCCAUCCUCACACCCUACUCUGCUGCUUUCCUACUCAAUGACCGCGAGGAGCAAAUGAGGCGUGAGUGUGGAUACUCCUGCAAUCCCCUGAACGUGGUGGAUUUCAUGGUGGACAUCAUGUUCAUCGUUGACAUCGUUAUCAACUUCCGGACCACAUAUGUGAAUCUGAAUGAGGAAGUCGUCAGCCAGCCAGGGAAGAUCGCCAUUCACUAUUUCAAAGGCUGGUUCCUUAUAGACAUGGUGGCUGCAAUCCCCUUUGACCUGCUUAUCUUCGGUUCAGGAUCAGAU